UUUGCUUAGCAAAAAUGUCUGCCUAAGGGAAACUCGCAAGUUACAUUCAGGGAAUAUUUUGCAAAAUAAUACGGCAAGUAUCGUGAUUCCGAACUCGACCGCGUGCGAAGAAGGAAAACAAGACUCCCUUUCUCACGCCAGAUCGCCCUAGUUGGAUUUUUAACGAGAAAAAGGCGUAGUUAAGGACCGCCAGGAUGAACCCUCAACAGCGGAUUGCCGCUAUUGGAACUGAUAAAGAAUUGAGUGAUCUGCUGGAUUUUAGUGCGAUGUUUUCUCCUCCGGUAAACAGUGGGAGAAACAGGCCAACCACCUUGGGAAGCAGCCAGUUCAAUGCAUCAGGAAUGGAUGAGAGGAGCAGCCAUUCUUCCUGGGGCACAGGUGGCCAGCCCAGUCCAUCCUACGAGUCCUCCAGGGGUUUUGCAGACAGCCCUCAUUAUGGUGAUCACUUGAGCGACAGUCGAUUAGUGUCCCACGAAGGCUUGUCCCCGACACCUUUCAUGAACUCCGGCAUGAUGGGUAAAACAGAGAGAAGUCCCUUUCCCACGUACGGCCGGGAGCCUGCCGUCUCCGGCUGCUCGUCGGGUCUUCGGAGCGACGUGGGGCUGGCGGGUCCCGCGUCCGUCGCCACACCCGGAAAGGCUGCCCCUCCCUUCUUCUUUUCCGGCACCAACCCAAGAAGAAGACCCCUUCAGGAUCCGGCCCCCAUGGAUCCCUUACAAACAAAGAAAAUACGGAAGGUCCCCCCAGGACUGCCGUCAUCCGUUUAUGCACCGUCCCCGAACUCGGACGACUUUAACAGAGACUCGCCCACCUUUCCGUCCCCAAAGCCUCCCAGCAGCAUGUUUGGAAGCACUUUUUUUGACGGGUCCCAUAAUUCCUCUGACCCCUGGAAUUCCACUAACGGGAUCAGCCAGCCCGGAUACGGCGGGAUGCUUGGAGGAUCGCAGUCAGGAAACUACGGCAACCUGCACUCGCACGAGCGCCUGAAUUACCCCCCCCACUCCAUGUCACCGACGGACAUCAGCUCCAGUCUUCCUCCCAUGUCCAGCUUCAACCGCAACAACGCCAGCGCUUCGCCCUACGUCACCGUGUCCCACGCAUCGCCCGCCGCCGCCACUGACACCGUCAUGGCGGGGAACCGUGGAAACACUGCAGGGGGGUCCCAGACCGGAGACGCACUGGGGAAGGCCCUGGCCUCUAUAUAUUCACCUGACCACACAAGCAGCAGCUUUCCUUCCAAUCCCUCCACACCUGUGGGCUCGCCAUCGCCCCUCGCUGGCACAGCCGGAACAGCAGGAUCCAGCCAGUGGCCCCGAGCUGCUGGCCAGACCCCCCCAUCCCCUGGCUACGAGAGCUCCCUGCACUCCCUGAAAAACCGAGUCCAUCAGCAGCUCCAUGAGCAUCUGCAGGAUGCCAUGUCUUUCUUAAAGGAUGUUUGCGAGUCGCGGAUGGAGGACCGCCUGGACCGGCUAGAUGACGCCAUCCACGUCCUGCAGAAGCACGCUGGCGCCUCCAGUGGCCUCCCCGGGGACAUACACGGGCUCCUGGGGCAGACGCACAACGGGCCCGUGGCGGCCAUGGCAGCGAACUACCCCGCAUCCGCGCUGGCCGCCGGCCGCACUGCCGCCAUGGGAGGGGCUCACCGUGACGAAGCCUCCAGUCUUAACAAUCACACCGGCCUGCCCAGCGCUGCCCCCGCUACCAGCACCGACGUCAACCAUCAGGCAGAUGGCUUCAGAGGUCUCGGGACAGCCCUGUCCACUCAAGGUGCUCUCAAGGUGGAGAAGCAAGACAAGGAAGAUAUGCAGGACCACUCGUCCGACGACCUCAAGUCCGACGACGAGAGCGAUAAGAGGGACGUGAAGACCCCCAGGGGAGGGACCCGAACCAGCAGUAUCAAUGAGGACGAGGACCUGAACCCCGAGCAGAAGGCGGAGCGUGAGCGGGAGCGCAGGAUGGCCAACAACGCGCGGGAGCGUCUGCGCGUGCGCGACAUCAACGAGGCCUUCAAGGAGCUGGGCCGCAUGUGCCAGCUGCACCUGAAGAGCGAGAAGCCGCAGACCAAGCUGCUGAUCCUGCACCAGGCCGUGGCCGUCAUCCUCAGCCUGGAGCAGCAGGUCCGAGAGAGGAAUCUAAACCCCAAAGCGGCCUGUCUUAAGAGGAGAGAAGAGGAAAAGGUGUCCGGCGUGUCUGCGGACCCCCAGCAGGCCCAUCCGGGGGUGCACCCCGGCCUGGCCGACACAGCCAACCCUAUGGGCCACCUUUGAGCAGCCUCUAGAUGAACUCAUCUAGAUCUGUAUGAUAAAGAAUGGCUGACCUUGCUUCCUGAGGACAGACAGGACUCACGAUCGUGACAAAAAUUUGAGAAGACAAACCACUUGAAGCAUAAAUCCAGCAAAAGCAAUCCUGAGAUUGAGUAAAACUGGCAGCGUCCCGCUCCCUCCCCCUGCGAAGAUUCCACCCCCCUCCCCCCCAAGUUGAUCAGCGAAUUUCUGCCCACGAGUAAAAACUUGAGCACAUAUCACUCUGUUUGCACGCGGCGUGUCGUAUCUGAACAAUCGGAGGCUGAGGAGAUCCUCCGUCCUCCAGGCGUGGAAGAAGUGGACUUGUGCCUAAACUGAAUUGACGAAUGCAUUGUAACCACAUUUGUUUGUUUUUGUUUUUUUAUUUAUUGUGUUACUGAGGUUUAAAAAAAAACAGUCUGUGUCUACAGGGAAAGUUAUGACGUCGCUUUUAGAGGCUAAUGAUGUUUCAGGCGAUUUCCUGUCGGCCAGGGUCCUGGUCCGUCUCACAGAGUACCAGAAAUCUGUCCUGUCCCAUCUGACUGGGCCUGACAGCCGGACGAGGAAGUUUGUACAUUUUAUUAUUUUUUAACCAGUUCAGGCUGAGAAAUUAAUUUCCCAUCUGAGAACGCAGACUAUUGUUUUAAAGAAAAAUGCAUAUUAAAUUCAUUCCACAGAUUUCAGCAAAUAGC
Messenger RNA from Paramormyrops kingsleyae, 2974 nucleotides. RefSeq names its product transcription factor 12 (gene tcf12). The record is from RefSeq and is a predicted model, not a curated record. Gene Ontology annotation, molecular function: DNA-binding transcription factor activity, RNA polymerase II-specific; RNA polymerase II cis-regulatory region sequence-specific DNA binding; protein dimerization activity. Gene Ontology annotation, cellular component: transcription regulator complex; chromatin. Gene Ontology annotation, biological process: regulation of transcription by RNA polymerase II. NCBI's taxonomy places the organism in Eukaryota, Metazoa, Chordata, Actinopteri, Osteoglossiformes, Mormyridae.